Diaporthe amygdali is the source of this 951-nucleotide messenger RNA. RefSeq names its product bhydrolase domain-containing protein. The coding region runs from base 1 to 951 and encodes 316 amino acids. The record is from RefSeq and is a predicted model, not a curated record. Lineage: Eukaryota; Fungi; Ascomycota; Sordariomycetes; Diaporthales; Diaporthaceae. The transcript has a single exon.
AUGGCGGAUUAUAAGCGUGACACUCUGCUUUCACUGGCCUCGAUGCCCCAGCUGCAGGAUGCAAAAUGCCCCGAGGAUGACUGGACUGGCCUCCGGGACCGAGCCGAGAGGCGGAAGAGACAGAACCGGCUGAACGUCAGAGCGCACCGGAGACGGAAAGCUGCUGCUGAUCAACAGAAGCCAGAUUCUUCUGCGAGCUUUGUUCCUCUCACGUCGAAGGGAAACACCGAUGCGGGCCGGAAUGCAAUACGUAAGCCGCAGUCGGGUUCCAUGGUAACGACCACGUCGACGACGACCUCAGCCCUACCGCUACGAAUCGCAUGCGACGUGAAAGGGAAUCCUGAUUUCAAAGGCUUCUCUUUUCCGCUUUCGCAAGACCACCUCAUCCACAUCAUCGAGCUGAACGUCUACCGCGCCUCUCUGACCAACAUCUAUAUCCUCGGUGCUUACAGCCUCCUUUGCAACCGGGAGUGUGGGUACGCCCUGAACAACUCCGAGCCCCCCUUAUUUCCAUGGACAGGCUACCAGCCCUCCGGAAACAUCCCGGAAUCCCUCAGGCCGACGCCGCUCCAGCAGAGCACCCCUCACGAGGUGUGGAUAGACAUACUCCCGUCCGCCCGGAUGCGGGACAACGCUAUCGUUGCCGUGGCGGAGGGCAGGCUGUACAAUGAAGACCUCUGCGCGGAUAUCUUGAGGGGCAUUUGCGGCGAGGGCAAAGGGUGCGGUCGCAGUCGGAGUGUGAAUACCCCCGGCAGUAGCGAUGAUGGGGUUGAGGCUCGGUUGAUCGUGUGGAACAACCCGUGGGACCCGAGCGGGUGGGAGGUGACGGAGGGGUUUCUGAAGAAGUGGGGGUUCUUGCUCAAGGGUGCUGGUGAGGAUGGCAUGGUGGCGGCGACGAACCGGUGGCGGGCUUUGAGGGGGGAGGAUCCUAUUGUUUGGGAGGUGGAGUGA